ACGAAGGCUGAAUCUAUAGCAAAUGUAUGGGAAAGCCUAGAAAACAAAAACAAAAAAAUCUGAAGGUAUUGUCUGUAUUCAACUUGUUUUUAAGCUCAUUUUGAGCACCUGCCUUAAAAGAACAAGCUGGAAAAUCAAAAAGUUCUAUAAAGUUCUCAGUUUACGAGUGAACGUUGAGUUAAGAUGAGACCGCUUUUUGUGCUGGUCUUUGCAAAUGUUCUGCUACUUCUUUUCCGCUGUUACAAUUCAGAGUACCAGGUCAUCAAUUUUAUGGGGAUAAAUAAUACUGCCCUCGUUGGUUACAUUAUCGAUGUCUUUCACGCCAAAGACGUUAUGAGCUGUAAGUUUAGAUGUGCAGCUUUUCACAGCUGCAAGUCAGUCAAUGUUGGAAAGAAAGAAAGAAAUGAUACCCUUUUCACUUGUGAAAUCAACAACUCGACACACCUCGAGCAAAAGUUUGCGUUACGCCAUCGCGCAAGAUUCGCCUACCACGGAUUGGCUGAUCCCUGUUUCUCGAGCCCCUGUCUUAACGGAGGGACCUGCACGGCUGAUUACUCUUCGUGGUCAUACCGCUGUAACUGUGGACUAGAGAUAAGGGUAGUGCCUUUCUUGAAUGCCAACUGCGCGGUUGAUCCAGACUUGGUAAGAGAUUACAAAGGAAAAGGCACCUAUAAUAAAGUUUUCUAUCUAUCUGGAUGGGAAAAGAGACUAUUGAAUUUUACUGAAGCUGAGCGCAUGUGUCAAUUUCGUCAUGGUCACAUGGCCUCGCGGGAACAGCUGACAGAGGCCUGGAAGACAGGAUAUCACUUGUGCAGAUGGGGCUGGCUCACCGAUGUUUCUGGAGGUUAUCCCAUACAGACGCCAACUUCAAACUGUGGCGGUGCCGAUGGGGUUCCGAGGGUAGAGAGUUGGUCUGUAAAUGGUGACAUAACAUUCGACGCGUUUUGCUACCGACAAACAGAUGACUGUAACGAAGAGAAUUGGGUCCAAAAUGGAAGAUCCUGCUACCGUUUCUUCCUGGACCUUCAAGUGAGAUGGGCGGAGGCAUCACGUGUUUGUCACAUGCACGAUGCCGGACUCGGUAUCUUUAAAUCGCCGGAGAAGCUGCUUUUCGUGCGACAUCACGUGACAGAAAGCAAGCCCAGUGUUGAUUCCCUCCUUGUGGGACUUAAGGAGGUCGACAGCUCGUGGGAAUGGCUGGACGGUGGUAGCGUCAACCCAAACCUAUGGAAUAUAACUGCACCUGGUGCGCAAGGACCACUGGGAGCUGUCGCCAUGGAAACUGGUCGACUGGUAGAUGUUCCGGACGCGGACACGUUCCAGCUCCCUUUUGUUUGUGAAAAGUCUCUGCCUUAUUUGAAUACAAAUAAGUGGCCCAUGGCACUUGAGCCCUGAUAGAAAUACCAUAGUACAACUAGAACAGUAGAAUGAAUACAGACAAGCUGUACUAGACAAUCUGUUUAGGCUUUUGUAGAUACAGGCCUGAUAGAAAUACCACCAGUACAACUAGAACAGUAGAGUGAAUACAGACAAGCUGUACUAGACAAUCUGUUUAGGCUUUUGUAUAUACAGGCCUGAUAGAAAUACCACCAGUACAACUAGAACAGUAGAGUGAAUACAGACAAGCUGUACUAGACAAUCUGUUUAGGCUUUUGUAGAUACAGGCCUGAUAGAAAUACCACCAGUACAACUAGAACAGUAGAGUGAAUACAGACAAGCUGUACUAGACAAUCUGUUUAGGCUUUUGUAGAUACAGGCCUGAUAGAAAUACCACCAGUACAACUAGAACAGUAGAGUGAAUACAGACAAGCUGUACUAGACAAUCUGUUUAGGCUUUUGUAGAUACAGGAAAAAAACAGUCAAAACAUCCGGCUUUACUUUCUUUUGCUCCAACCGAAGUGCCUAUGUACGAAACGAAGAGGCGUACAAAAUAAAAUCUCAAGUCUGCGA
Molecule: messenger RNA, 1950 nt
Organism: Nematostella vectensis (starlet sea anemone)
Lineage: Eukaryota; Metazoa; Cnidaria; Anthozoa; Actiniaria; Edwardsiidae
Product: aggrecan core protein
Exons: 6
Coding region: 184-1395 (403 amino acids)
Biological process (GO): cell adhesion
Cellular component (GO): plasma membrane
Molecular function (GO): transmembrane signaling receptor activity; hyaluronic acid binding
Source: RefSeq, a predicted model, not a curated record